UGUGCCUUCUGGUGACUGGAAGCUUCUGGAUCCGAGCAUUCUUGCUCUCAGUAACAGCUUCUCUAGACUGAAGGUUGAUGCCAGUAAGAUCAUGAGGGUUAGCUCCAGUAUCACCAUUUCCCCCUCCUGCAAAGAAAUUGACGAAACAUCCCACAAGAAGGAAGACAGUUGCCUAAUUCAGAACUGGGCAGAAAACCACACUGAGGCAGCCUGGCAACACGAAGUUUUGCUGAAGAAGCAAGGUGCUAUGAAGGGAAUCCAGGGACACUGCAAUUCCUGUUACCUAGACACAACCCUUUUCAGUUUAUUUAGUUUCUCCUCUGCCUCAGAUAGCAUUCUUGAUUCUGCUGAGGUGCAUGAUACAACAGCACAGCAAAUACUGAGGCAGCAGAUUGUGAAACCAUUGAGACAGCAUGGCUACGUGGGAGCUGAGAGUGUGAUGAAUUUAAGGAGGCUGCUGCGAUCAGACAGUUUCAUUACAGAAGAGAAAGAUCCAGAGGAAUUCCUAAAUGUCCUUCUAGGAGAGGUCCUGGCUAUAGAACCCUUGCUCAAGAUCAAGGCAGGCGACCAAGUGCUGGAGUAUAAUUGUUAUCAAAUCCUUGUGGAGAGAGAUGGUAUGGUCCAAAUGCCCACCAUGCAGCAGUUACUGGACAAAUCUCUGCUCUCAUACGACCUGAAGUUUGUUGAUACUCCUUCAUGCCUCAUCUUACAGAUGCCAAGUUUUGGAAAGAGGUUUAAGACAUUCUCAUCAGUGUAUCCUUCUCUGAAGCUUGAUCUCACAGGCUUAGUGGACCAAGCUCCUCAGAUGUGUUGUGUAUGUGGUGGGCAAGCAACAGCUGGAUGUUCAUGGUGCCACUUGGAUUCCCUCCUGAACCCAAACCACAUGAAACCAUCGAGGAGCAUUGCUAAGAAGGUAGAAACACUGAAGGUGGAAAUGCCAGGGGGAAAGGGAGGAGCUUUGGAAAGGCAGGAGCAAAGGUCAGUUCCAGAUAUGGAGGCAGCCAAAUGGUUAACUUCAGCUUGGCCUCACUAAGGUUCCUGAUGCAAUUUGCUGCAGAGUUGCUACUGUUUGAUUUCUGACAGAGAAAGAACAAGGUGCCAACGUUUUUUGCAACAGGCAGCAGCUCCUCUUAGCGUGAAAUGGCAAAAAUCACCCGUUAAGUUUCAUACAGCUGUUACCGGUACAGGAAUUCUAAAAAGGUGAUAAAUCUACUUUAGUGGGUACAGCCGCUGUGCUGGAGUAGAGAGAAUUCAGACAGAGGUUUAAAUCCCCAUUUGGCCAUGGAAGCUUGCUGGGUGACCUUGAGCCAGUUACUUUCUCUUAGCCUAACCCACCUCAUUAGGUAGUUGUAAUGAGUUUAAAAGGGUGGAGGAGAGACAAUGUUGUAAGCCACUUUGGGUUGUCAUUAGGGAAAAAUACAUUUUCUGCAAUUCUGAAAUCUCACAUCCCUCUCCCCACCUCCCCCAAACUGACUGCUGUCUGCUUGGUUCUUCCAGGCACAUUCUCAUCAGCCCAGACAGAAGCAUUCCUGCACAGAGCAAACACUCAAUAGCUCCUCCACUAAGUCUCAGAUGCUGGAGCUCUUUGCAGUUUUGUGCAUAGAGAGUAACCAUUACGUAGCUUUUGUUAGAUACAGCACUUCCAGACAAUCCUGGCUUUUCUUUGACAGCAUGGCUGGCCGAUCAUGUAAGUCAGCAUCUUGGGGCUUGUUUGUAUUUAUUUUAAACAUUUUUAUAUCACCUUUCCACUCGAAUAGGAUCCCCAAGGCAGAAAACAUGAAAAUAUUAAAGCAGCAUUUAAAAAUAUGAAAUAAUUCUAUAAAAACAUAUAAACACAAUACCAAAACCAGGGAGGAGGGUCAAUCCGAGUUACUGGGGGUACACCAAAUUAAACACCCACUGGCAUAAGACCGUGAUAGAGGAAGACAUACAAUCUCCCUGGAGAGGGAGUUCCAAAGUUUGGGUGCCAUGACAAGAAAGGCCUUUCCUUGGGUUGCUAUUCAUCUAGCUUCAGAUGGUAGGGGCACCCAAUGCAGGGCCUCUGAAGAUUACUGCAGUGAACAGGUAGAUUCAUAUGGAAGGCCCUUACGGGAUGCUGGCCCCAAAGGCUUUAAAGGUUGAUACUAGAAGCUUCAGUUGAGCCCAGAAGCAAUUUGAGAGGCUGUACAGAUGGAACAACACAAGACUGGAGUGAUACAAUCCCUAUGACCCAAUCCAUUCAACACUCUGGUCACAGCAUUCUGUACCAACUAGUUUCCAGUCUUCAAGGGCAGCCCCACACAGACUGCAUUGCAGUAAUCUAAUCUAGUUGUUGACAGGGUAUGCACCAUAGUGGCAAGAUUCCCCUCCCCCAAGAAAGGGCUGAAGCUGAUGACCCAGGCCACCUGUUUAUCCAACAGGAGGCCUGGGUCCAGGAGCACCCCCCAAGCACCCCCCAAGCUAUGAACCUGCUCUGUUAGGGGAAGUGCAACUCCAUACAACCUGGUCUUCUCAGGAAAUAGUUCUCAAUCAGUAGUAUGUGUACCACUAGGGGAUGCAUAAGUAGUCCAGCAAGUAUCUUUAAUGUCCAAAUUCCUGCCAAUUCUACCUGCCAGAAAUGAUCUAUUAGGCUUCUGCGUUUUUUUCUGUCCUUAAUACUGAUGUACAUGAUAAAUAUAAUAAUAGAAUGUCUGUAAAAACGUGUCCUUCACGGAAAAGUGGGCUUUUUGUUUCUAUCGCAGUGGGACCUAGGUUCUUUGACAGGGGACUGAUGAGACAUAAGAUACAAAAGGUUGAGAACCACUCUUCUAGAAGAUACACAAGCCUUUGAGCUACUGGCACGAACCGCGGCCGACUCAUUGUCAACUAACGGAGGAUCCCUUAGAUCGGGUAGUUCAUGAGCUGCCUGUUGGAGAUCCCUGAUCUAGACCUGGAGUCCUCAAAGUUUUUCAGCCUGUGAGCAGCUUUGGAAUUCUGACCAAAGGUGGUGGGCACAGCCACAAAAUGGCUGCCACAAAAGGCACACAGAGGAAGCCCAAGUGUAUAGGAGAAGAAUUUAAAAACUGAGAAAGAGGAAUGAGAGAAAAUAAACACUAGUGCUGGGGUGGUUGCUGCUGCUGGAACAAUGUCAUUUUAAUCUGCACAGCCAAUCAGAAGCCCUAUUGUGCAGGAGCCCCACCUACUUUCUAAAAAGAAGUAGCAGGCACAAGGAAAGGUGCCACACUGGGAGACCCCUCAUCUAGACAUUUAAAAAAUCUAAACAAAAUACUGGUAGCAGUGAUUUGGGGUAGAUUUUACUUUUUUGGUUUUAAAAUUGUACAUUUUUUCAACUAGAUGUUUAAAGUUUUAAUAUUAAAAUUAGCCUUAUUAAUUUCUUCCAAAGCACUGAUAAGCGUUACUUAGCCCCUUAGUAGAUGGCUGUUCCCCAGCCUAAUGUUAAGUUUCUUCAUUUUUCAUGUCCUGUUGACGGAUUGUGUGUUUGGUUGAUCUCUCACUAAGAGAUCUCUGUCUUUUGGUGCUACACCUCUGAAGAUGCCAGCCACAGCUGCUGGCGAAACGUCAGGAACUACAAUGCCAAGACCACGGCAAUACAGCCCGGAAAACCCACAACAACCAUCGUUCUCCGGCCGUGAAAGCCUUCGACAAUACAUCGAUUGUGUGUUUCUUUAGGGCAUGAGAAAAGAUCGCACAUUCCCACAGUGAAGACCUGUCCUCAGCUUGGACACUACCUGGCAAUGUCACCAGAGCAGAUUUCUACU
Messenger RNA from Eublepharis macularius, 3737 nucleotides. RefSeq names its product ubiquitin carboxyl-terminal hydrolase CYLD-like. Gene Ontology annotation, cellular component: cytosol. NCBI's taxonomy places the organism in Eukaryota, Metazoa, Chordata, Lepidosauria, Squamata, Eublepharidae. The coding region runs from base 92 to 1033 and encodes 313 amino acids. Gene Ontology annotation, biological process: protein K63-linked deubiquitination. Gene Ontology annotation, molecular function: K63-linked deubiquitinase activity; cysteine-type deubiquitinase activity. The transcript is spliced from 9 exons. The record is from RefSeq and is a predicted model, not a curated record.